Dovyalis caffra is the source of this 1434-nucleotide messenger RNA. The record is from the annotation of a GenBank genome assembly. Lineage: Eukaryota; Viridiplantae; Streptophyta; Magnoliopsida; Malpighiales; Salicaceae.
AUGGGGCAAGGUUUUGGUGACAAUGGGCUUGAGUUUGGAAGAGGCCCAAAACUCCAACAACCAGCUUCCCAAAUUUGCAGUUCAAAUGGGCACAAUAAUUCAAUCUUCAAGAAACCAGUCAGGGGCAGCAGUACAAGAAAUGGCAUCCUCUGGGAAUCAGAAAAUCUACUGAAGUUUUUCCGCCAAUCUGAAUUUCUUCACAGUUUGCCUAUGGCCACUUAUGCUAUCAACAUUCUCCCAUUUUCCUCUCCAACUUGCCCACUACACAUUGAACACACAAAAACCAGCAACUUUCACUUUCUGGGCAACCCAUUAUGUCAAAAACCCGGGACUUUAACUUCUUGUAAGUCCCAAAUUCAGCCUGUAUUAGCUGCUAUCAAUGUAGAAGAGAAAGUGGAAGGAGAAGUAGGAAAAGAGAAACCCAAGUUUAGGUGGGUUGAGAUAGGUCCUGAUAUACCAGAAGAACAAAAACAUGCCAUAUCUCAACUGCCAUUUAAUAUGACCGGAAGAUGUAAAGCACUUAUGAGACAGAUAAUUUGUUUCAAUGACAAGAAAGGUAGUUUGUCCGGUUUGUUGAGUGCUUGGGUUAAGAUUAUGAAGCCAAGGAGAAAAGAUUGGCUUUCUGUUCUUAAGGAAUUGAACAAGAUGGAACAUCCACUGUAUCUUGAGGUGGCAGAAAUUGCCCUUCUAGAAGAAUCUUUUGAGGCUAAUGUUCGUGACUAUACCAAAAUAAUCCAUUUUUUUGGGAAGAACAACCAGCUUGAAGAAGCUGAAAGAACUCGCUUAGCCAUGGAGGAGAAAGGGUUUGUAAGUGAUCAGGUAACGCUAACUGCUAUGAUUCACAUGUACAGCAAAGCUGGCAAUCUUACGCUUGCUGAAGAAACUUUUGAAGAGCUGAAACUGCUUGGUCAACCAUUAGACAGGAGAUCAUAUGGUUCGAUUAUCAUGGCCUAUAUCAGAGCUGGAAUGCCUGAAAAGGGGGAGAUGAUACUUAGAGAAAUGGACACUCAAGAUAUCCGUGCUGGAAGUGAAGUUUACAAGGCAUUGUUAAGAGCGUAUUCCAUUAUUGGUGAUGCUGAUGGAGCUCAAAGAGCGUUUGAUGCAAUUCAACUUGCAGGUAUACCUCCUGAUGAUAGAAUGUGUGCAGUCCUCAUAAAUGCUUAUGCAAUGGCAGGUCAAAGUCAAAAUGCACACACUGCAUUCGAAAAUAUGUGGAGGGCUGGCAUUGAACCUAGUGAUAGAUGUGUAGCUCUGGUGUUGGCUGCAUAUGAAAAGGAAAACAAGCUCAACCGGGCAUUGGACUUUCUAAUGAGAUUGGAGGGAGAGGGAAUCAUCAUUGGCAAAGAAGCAUCAGAAGUACUAGCUGGAUGGUUUGGAAGACUUGGGGUCGUGAAAGAGGUGGAGCUUGUAUUGAGAGAAUAUGCCGUGGGAUAA